Stylonychia lemnae is the source of this 1053-nucleotide messenger RNA. Lineage: Eukaryota; Ciliophora; Spirotrichea; Sporadotrichida; Oxytrichidae. The record is from the annotation of a GenBank genome assembly.
AUGUCUGAUAUUCUUGUAAUCAAGGCCAAUGCAGCUAAAUUUGCUGAAGAAGUUUAAAAUCUCAAUAUCAUGCAGCAUCAUUAAUUACUUGCAAGAUAUGAUCAUUUCUCUUAGAGAAGGAAGAUUCAUCGAAGACAAAGAAUAGCAGAUUAAAUACGAGACUUAGCAGUAACAAAAACAUUAGUGAAUUAAGAGAAGGAUCUUUUUGAAGGAGCUGAUAGUUGUCGAGUGGAAGAAAUUAUAAUAGAAUAGCUCGAGAAAAAAUCUCAAAAAUAAUAGCACGUCAAUGAAAAAAGCGCAGUUCAUAGGUUAAAGUAAUAAAUGAAUAAAAGAAAGAUGCAAGAUGCUAGAAGCUCAUUAGGGAAAUCUGAUGUGGAGAGUAAAAUUUCGGAGUUCGUGCCAAUCGAGUCAACUCCUAUUUUGGAUUAACAGCAAUUACUUCAUCCGAAUUAAUAGCAAACGCCAUAGUAAUUUUUUGAGAAAAGACUGAGAAAUAUGUCUUAAAUUACUUUUAGGUCUCCUUAGUUCAUGACUCCUAUUAGUGACGAAAAACUACAAAUAGUCAAAUUACAAUCUCAAGUGAACUCAAGAGCUGCACCUAUCUUAGAAAUACUAAGAAACAAGCAUCAAAAUCUUUCGAACUCCUCAUAGACAUAGACUGCUCUACCAUCUCCAACAUUCAGACAUAAAGCCAGCUCAUUUGGAAUAUAAACAAGAGGCAGUUAGCAUCGAAUGGUUUUAGAUUUGAGGGAUACUAGCUUGUACAAAAACAUAGAUCAAAUCAAGGGUCGCUUCUACAUCGAAGAUAUGAUUGAAUAGUAAGGUAAACAAAAGAUUAAAAGCUACAUAGCUUUGUAUCCCUCUAAGAUUAUGAGUGAAAAGGAUAAAAACGAGAUAGGAUCAGAAGAUAUCCUAGAAAAAAUGUAACAUUAGCGAAUCUCCAGCUGCUCCUCAGCCAGAAUUAAGCCAAUUAAUUUCUAGAGCAGCAGUUUUCAUAAUAAUAGAGUAUAGUCUCAACCUUAAGACAAUGGAUUUCUAUGUAAUAAUUUUUGA